Messenger RNA from Anastrepha obliqua, 2209 nucleotides. RefSeq names its product division abnormally delayed protein (gene dally). Gene Ontology annotation, cellular component: cell surface; extracellular region; plasma membrane. Gene Ontology annotation, biological process: regulation of protein localization to membrane; cell migration; positive regulation of canonical Wnt signaling pathway. The record is from RefSeq and is a predicted model, not a curated record. The transcript has 9 exons. Lineage: Eukaryota; Metazoa; Arthropoda; Insecta; Diptera; Tephritidae. The coding region runs from base 1 to 1707 and encodes 568 amino acids.
AUGCAUGCAUCGAAUGCGGCGCGUAAUGUGCCACGAAAGAGUGGCGUCACAUUCGUUCCGUCGCCAAAGCAUUAUCGCUUGAAUGAAUCGAGUUUCGUGGCUGGUCAUAUUUGUGGCGGCCAGUGCUGCACGAACGCGACUGAAUUGGAGCUGAGACAGAAGUCCACCGCCGUAUUUGAACGUCUGUUGCAUCACCACACCAAAAGUCUAAGCGGCAUACUCGUCUCCACGGCGAAUUUGUUUCAAAGUCAUGUGCUUGAGCUUGCGGAGCAGUCUGAAAACAAAACGUUGGCGGUAUUUUCCCAAGUGUACCGACGUAUGGUGCCACAAUCAAGCGAAUUAAUCCACGAGCUCUAUUCCGAAAUCAUGAACCACCUGAGGAAUGCUAACAACAAUAACCUCAAUACCGGCAGCAACCUAAGCGAUCUGGAAGAUGCCAUACAGAAAUUCUUUGUAAAUCUCUUUCCGGUCGCCUAUCACCAGGCGGUGCACUUGAGCAAAGACAAUUACGGCGAGUUACACGAGGAUUACAUCAAUUGCUUGAAGCACACAUUCGACGAUCUACUACCAUUUGGCAGCAUACCCAAAGAGAUCAAACUGAAUCUGCUGCAAAGCGUGCAAACGGCGACAAUCUUCUUAAAUUCACUACAGCAAAGUGCUGAAGUGCUUAGCGAGACUGAUGAUUUGUAUGCAAUGUAUCUGACCAAUACCUGUCAAAACCAUUUACUCAAAAUGAAUUUCUGUCCGAGUUGCAUGGGACUCCAGAAGAGCCACGUGAAGACGUGCUACAGCUUCUGCAUGAAUGUACUGCGCGGCUGUUCGGCUCAAUACGCUGGCGUAUUGGAUAGCCCUUGGUCGAAUGUCGUGGAUGCCAUUCAAAACCUAGUGACGACGCACAUACGUUCGGACAGCGGCAUUGUAACAACAAUCAAGCAACUGGAUAUCAAAUUAUCUGAAACAAUCAUGCGGGCUAUGGAAAAUGGACCUGACCUAGAAAUGAAGGUUAAGAAAACAUGUGGCACACCCAAAUUAUUGCCCUCACUGACUGCAGACAACGAGCUGCGUUCUCUGCAACCGCACAACAUCAAAUGGGCCACCCCACCGGAUGCGGAAAUUCUGCACUUCCAAUCCACCAUAGACAAAUCCAAAGAAUUCUACUCAAACAUCAUCAACAAUGUUUGCGAAGAUGAAGAUAUCCAACGGAGUGAUCACAACUGCUGGACAGGCGAUCGUGUCGGCGACUACACCCAACUGGUAAUGGCUCAAGGUUCGGAUACGCAACGUUACAAUCCUGAAGUGCCGCUGGUGUCAAAUUCGCAUUCAACGAAAUUGAAUGAACUGGCGGACAAAUUGAUAAAAGUGCGCAAAAACAUUGGAACAGCGAUACCAUCCACAACACGUUCAUACUCAGACAUACAAAGCGACAUGGCGCGCCAUGAUGAGGAAGGUUCGGGUCACAUGCCUGACGACAUGGAUGAUGAGGAAUACGGUAACCAGAAUGGCUCCGGCGACGGCUCUGGCGAUGGUGCAACUUCGUCGCCAUUCGAUCCGUUGGGUCCAACCGAAAUCAUCAACAAUGAGAUUGAAACACGUCAAGACUCGGCGGCGACGGCGCUCACAGCCGCGUGCCCCAGUCGCAUCAGCACACUGAUUGUCGGCGCAGCAGUACUAGUCACAUACGCAACCCUUUUGCGAAGCAGAAGCUAAACACAAGCAAUGCACCACAGCGCAGCUUGCCAGCAAUAAACGUAUGGGGAAUGCAAACUAAUUUUGUUGCACUUUAGAAAUACUAUGUAUAAUUAAUUUAUAUAUGUAUGUAUGUGAACGAUAAAGUAAAAUGGAAAAAAUUACUUAUAUAAAAAUUUAAUUUAAGUAUACAUAUGCAUGUGUAUAAGAUACUGGGGCGACACACAAAGAUGUCAUAAGUGUUGUAUUGCUGUAUGUUGUAAAUUUUUAAACAGCUACAAAUGUACAUGAAGCGUACGCAAGGCAUUGCACAAGUCAUAUUAUGAAUUUUUUCAAAGUGAAAAAAUAGCUAUUUUGGGUUUCUAGGUCUUUAAACAUCUAUUUAAACGUUAAGAACUUUAGGAUAUACGAGAAUAUGACACUUACGAGAGUAUACGCGCAUGAGGUGUAAUUAGUGAUCGAACAUACCAAGCAUGUAAGUGUGUGCGAAUGCAUAACAAUUGUAUGCGAAGUGCAACUCUAA